This is a messenger RNA of Branchiostoma floridae (Florida lancelet), 2264 nucleotides long. RefSeq names its product trypsin-2-like. The transcript has a single exon. Bases 70 to 1479 code for a protein of 469 amino acids. Gene Ontology annotation, molecular function: serine-type endopeptidase activity. The record is from RefSeq and is a predicted model, not a curated record. NCBI's taxonomy places the organism in Eukaryota, Metazoa, Chordata, Leptocardii, Amphioxiformes, Branchiostomatidae. Gene Ontology annotation, biological process: proteolysis.
AAAUCCCCAAAGGCAAAAACUGUGUUCUGCUGUCUUGAAGAUGACCUUCGCCCUCACCAACUGACAGCCAUGACGUCAAAACUUGUCCGACAGGUUCAAGCGUCUCGACACAGCCCUGCAAAGAUUCUUCAACUUCAAAACCUUCUGGACGUUUUCUUGCAAGUCUCGCAUUUUUCGUCCACCAUGUUUCAUCCGGUUCGUGUCGUGUGUCUGCCUCUGUUCUGUGGGCUCAUUUUGAGCACUGCUUCGACAUCCAAAGGCAAGAAGAACGCCGACUGCGGAGGUGUUUACACGGAACAAGAGGGGACUAUCACGUCCCCAGGCUGGCCCGAUAAAUACCCAAACCGACGCCGCUGUGUGUACGAGAUCAGAGCUUCCCCUGGGGGGAAAAUCACCCUGCAGUUCCCCACCUUCCGCUUGGAGUCACGGAUGAGACGUUAUUGUUUGGACUGGAUGAAGCUUUACGAUGGGGACACCCUGAUCGAACGCCCGUUCUGUGGAAGGGAAAUCGGCUCUGAUCGCGUCUUCACCUCAAAAACCAGCAAGAUAAGGGUGUUUUUUAAGAGUAACUACAGACGACGAUUCCGUGGGUUCAUCGGCACCUACAAGACGUCCAACGACUUGCAGGGUAGCGUUACCACACCUGUAAUCGUUGUUACCACACCUGUAGUCGUUGUUACCACACCUGUAGUCGUUGGACAUAUGUCCAACGACUCCAGGUGUGGCAUCCCCGCCGUUCCCAGAACACCUUGGACCCGCCCGACCAAAGGGAACAAGAUCGUAGGAGGGAAUAUCGCAGCACCUGGCAGCUACCCUUGGCAAGUCGGUUUAUUGAAUGUACACGCGGUACGUCCGUUUUGUGGCGGGGCUUUGUUAAGUGAAAACUGGGUUGUCACCGUCGCGCAAUGUAUUGGUGAUCCAACAUUUUUAGUGGUGGUUGGAGAGCACGAUGUGAACAACAGCCCGGAGUGGAAAGAGACUGUGGAAGUCAAACAAAUCAUUGUUCAUCCCGACUACAGCGACGUCACACUUGAUAACAACAUAGCCCUCGUGAAGCUGGAGUCUCCUGUAUCUCUGAAUGAUUAUGUCCAGCCGAUCUGCCUCCCCAAACGGGACUUUAAACCGGAAGGGAAGGUCGUCACCGUAGCCGGGUGGGGUCAUACCUCGGAAGGUGGGGCCCCGUCACCCGUCCUGCUACAAGCCGAGGUGCCAGUAUUAACUGCCGCUGAGUGUUAUGCGAGUUACGUAACCAACUGGAUUAUUGCUAAGAGCAUGAUUUGCACAGGGUACGCAGCUGGCGGAGUGGACACGUGCCAGGGAGACAGCGGCGGUCCCGUGGUGCUUUUCCCGUCCGAAGGGCCUGCUUACGUAGUCGGGCUGGUCAGCUGGGGUAUAGGCUGUGCGAGUCCGGGCUAUCCGGGGGUGAGCACUCGGGUGUCUACAUACGUGGACUGGAUCGUCCACAACAUGGACGAUUAAAGGCAACCUAAGCAAUAUUAGCCCGAGCCAGGGUUGUAGAACAAUUAUCUUUGCUAUCAAAAAGAAUAAUGAAACUCAUGAUUAGCCCAACUCGAUUGUAACACUAUAUCAAAGACUUGUGUUAGCCUUUCUUGUUAUGUUAAUUAGGAUGUUAAGCCUUAUUGUAUACACCUUUUUUUGUACUUUGUGUAAUAGUCGUUGCCAUACAUUGUACCAUGUACAAAUGUCGUGCAGUAAAGUUCAUCAUUAUCAAAUUCAAAUUGAGGGUACUUUUUUACGUAAUAAGAUGAAGCAACUCUAUUCCAUUCCAUACCAACAUUCAAGGAGCAAAUAUUCGAUGCCGCACUGGCGCGAGGACGCCGUGAAGUCUAAUUUUUGUGGGUUACAAUAUUUAGGGAAUCAUAGCGUGGCUUGUUAUAAAUGCGCCGUUUUUAACCGCUCAGAGUAUGAAAUAAUGAUGUUAAUGUGGGAAUAUAGUGCCGUUGGUAUCAAUUUCAUACAUAUUGCCGCAUCCAGAACAUUUCCACUUUUAACACACUCUAAAAUUGCUUAGGUUGCUUAGAACUGCCAAACAAAUAUCAUAUACCAGUGUACAAUAGUACUAUAUGGUACUUUCCAAAUUCUGGUCUGUGAUAGAAAAAAUUAUAUAAGCAUUGUAUAGCCUGGGCGCGAGUAGAAAUAUUAUACAAUAUCUACGGUACGUCGAUGAUGGUUAGACACCCAAGUAAUUAUAAGAUACGCAAACUAGUAAUUACUUUACGUCUGCCGCUUCCAAAACAACUUUA